GUGUGUUGUGGCGCGUGUGGCGCAUGUGGCGUGUGUGGGGCCAAAGCCAAUGCUGACCGCCGGAGCUUCAAACUGGCUAAAAUGCUGAACUGCAACGGACGUUCCCAGUUGUCGUCGUCGUCGCCGUCGUUCUUGAUUUCGGUUUCCGUUUCGUUUUCGGUUUCGCCUUCGGUUUCAUUUUUGUUAUUGUUUUUUUUGGUGACUUCGGAGUUAUCGUUGGACUCAGAGUUGCAGUCGAUGGUGCCAUGAGCCACCAACAGUUCCAUCACUAUCAUCAUCAGCACCAGCGCCAGCAUCUGCAACUGCAGCAAGUGCAAUCGGAAUCGCAGCUGGAAAGGAGCUUGGAGUCCGAACGGAAUCAGCAAAAUCAACGCAGCGCCAACUCGAACACGGAACGCGUCAGCGGACUUGGCUCCAUGGACUUUCGUAAUCUUUGCCAGCGUCUCGACGUGAAUGGUCUGAGAGCCAAGCUGCCAUCGUUGCCAUCGCUGCCGCCCCUGAAGCUGCCGAAAUCGCUGCCCAAGCUGCGGGGACGCAAGAUAUUCCGCAGUUCCAGGCGAAACAACAACAGCAAGGAUGCGGCAGGGGCAGCAGCCACAGCCAAGGGAGACGACGUAGGCGGUAGAUGCUCGCUGACAUUGCCACAACAGUCGCAGCAGUUCAUCAAUCGCACGCCCCAGCGGAUCUCCACCAUCAGUUCGUUGAUGUACGAGGAGGAGCAGGAGAUGGGCACGGGCACGGGCAUGGGCAUGGGCAUGGCCAGGGGACAGCCGAGCACGUACCGAAGUGCAGGCAGUCUGGACGAUGACUACUAUGCGCCGGAGAGCGGCCAUGGGGAGCGGCACUCGCGACCCAUUAGUCCCGUUAAGAUUCCCUCACCCCCAGCACCAGCCGCAGCCCCAGCAGCGGGAGGGCCGACGCUGACACAGCGCCUGCAGCGGGGCUACAAGAGCCUCAGCGAGCUGCGGCUGAAGCAUCUGUUUGCCAAGCAGACGACCCUGCGGCGGGACAACAUCGAGGUGGAUCGCUACGUGGAGCAGUACGAGGCGGAGCUGCGCUCGGAGCAGCGGGCACAGGCGCGCAGGGAUCGGGAGAUAGCCGACAACUACGAUAUUCGAUUCAAGACGCUCGCCAGAUCCCGACAGAACACGCCCGACAGCGACAAGCAGCCCCCGAAGCCACGCAGCGUCGCCGAACAGAGCGGGGACGAGAGCGGCAUGGAGGAGACGCCGCCGCCGCUGCCCACGAGGAGCAGGAAGAAGCCGGGCAUUGCGGCCACGCGCUUUGCCAAGGUGCGACAGCCGCCGCUGCAAAUGGACGAGGAGGAGGAGGAGACGGAGGCGGAGAGGCAGAAGCGUGUGGAGGAGAAGGAGGCACCGCCGCGCCGCAGCAGCUGCAAACAGCUGCUCCAGAAGCUGCCCAGCUUCCCCAACAGCCUGCCCAGUCUCCAGCGGCGCAGCAGGGGCAACGAGGAGAGGGCACAGAGGGGCGAGGAGACGCCCACACAGAAGUCAGCUAUCCGACAAAAUAUCAAGAGGCUGCGCAAGUCCAUCAAGCGGCCAGCGAAGCUCAAGCAGAAGCAGCCACAAAAGCCAGCCGACGAUUCGGAUGAAGAUCAGGGGCAGGGGCAGGGGCAGCUGCAGGAGCAGCAGCAGGAAGAGAAGAAGGAGCCACCAGUGGCCAAAUCCACUGGCAAUCUGAGAGCGCGUCUCAGUCGCUUUGCCUCCACGGAACAGCUGCAGGAGCGCUGGCGGAAGAGCUUCAAGACGGCAGCACAGGACUCGCAGGAGAGCCCCAAGCAGGCAGGGGCAGGGGCAGGGGCAGGAGCAGCUGCUGGUGCGGCGACCGGCAUGGCCAUUGGUGUCCAUCUGGAGCGAACCCUCACGAAGCUUAACGAGAAGAUGCAUCAGCUGAAGUUUUUUCAGCGCCAGGGCGCCGCUGCCUCCACCUCCACCUCCUCCUGCUCCGCGGAGGCACAGCCCAAGCCUAAUACUGUCGGCCAUGAGCCCGUCUAUAUUGACGAUGAUGAGGAGCUGGCCGCCACCUAUCAUCACAGCGAUAGCGACGAGGAUGAGGACGACGACGAGGAGGAGCGUGGCAGCCAGGACAGCGGACAGGAUGUCCGCGCUGAGGAGGCAUUUGGGCAGCAGGAGGAGGAGGAUGAUGCGGAGGAGGAGGAGGAGACGCAGAUGGAGCAUCCCCUAUCAGGAGCUUCGUCCGCCCACGCUGCUCGACAAAUGGCGACGCUGGCUGAGCUACAGGCGGCGACGGCGUCGGCAGCAUUGGCCGAGGAAUCCUGCCCACGGGGCGGACGCUCCUUCACGGCCUGGAGCAGCGAGUCGCUGGAGGAGAUCCCCGACGAGGACUAUCCCCGCGUGCUCAUCCACCAGCAGCACACGGACGACUCCUGCGAAUCCACGCUGAUCAUUGCCGUCUCCACGAAGCCAUCAUCGCCGGCACCGCCCACCCCUGGCCAGUGGCUGCCCAACGCCGAGAUUAUCUCCAGCUUCAAGGAGCAGCAGCAGCAGCAGCAGCAGCAGCCGAAAGAGGCGGAAUCGUGGCCAGGUCCCCGCUCGCUUUACAAGCCAAAGAGCAUCGACAUCUUCGAGGGUGCCUCGGGCGCUGCCUUUGCCGACUUUGAUGAGGCGCUGCGCAAUGCCCCCAUCCUGAGGAUCAGUGCCGGGAGCAGCUGCGACACGAGCGGCGAUGAGGAGGCGGACGACAGCAGCUCCAGGGUGACCAGGAUACGAAUGCAAACGGAUCCGCCGCCACAGAUUGGCAACAGCAGAGAGAGCCUGAUGGCACAGGAGCUAGAGGAGGAGGAGGAGGAGGAGGAGGAUGAGGAGGAGGAAGACUCUGCCAAGGAGGAUUCGGAUGAGUGCGCUUUGGAGCGACCGCCUUCAGCCUCGCCACCGCCUCCGCCGCUGCCACAGCGACAUCCGCUGCAGCGAAAGACUUCGCCACCAACGCAGGCGGCGCCCAUCUACGAUGCAGUGCCUCCGCCGCUGCCCACCAGCAAGCCCCCACCCCUGAGCAUGACUCCUGCUGCGGCUGCGGCUGCUGCCACUCCCCCACCAGCGGCUGCUGUGCUGCCGCAGAGAAGCAGCGCCUCCAUGUCGCGACCAGCCAAGCCGCUGGUCAAGACCAGCUCCCUGCGGCUCACCUACAACGAGCAGGUGCACCCCGGCGACAUUGGCAAGGUGAACAAGCUGAUCUCUCGCUUCGAGGGCGGCCGACGGCCACGCCUCUGUCCGCGGCGUCUGCACAGCGAGGAGUACGAGCUGCAUGCCACAUCGUCCAGCUUCAGCGGCGAGGAGGAGGAGCAGGAGGAGGAGGAGGAGGAGCAGGAUGAUGAUGAUGCCGAGGAGGACGAGGCAGCAUCUCCCAUUACUCCCACCAAUCGACCAGUUGUCGUCAUACCAGAGAUCGUUACCACACAGCCCAGCAUAAACAACAACAACAACAGCAACAAUGGGAGGAGGAAGGCAGAGUCCUUGUCCCUGUCGCUGGACCAAUCGCUCGAUCGUCAGAACUCCAACUGCAGCCGUUCCGAAUACGGAUCGCCACUGUCGUAUCCGUAUGCCAGCCAGCGGCGCAGCUCGACGCCCACUGGUGCACCGCUUGCUCCACCCUCCUCCAGCCAGCUGUCGACGCCGCAUCAACAGAUGCUGCAACAGCAGCAGCAGCAGCGCCAACAGGCACGACGCAGCCGACGAUCCAUGACCCGCGACGACGAGAACUUCUACAGCUUCGACAGCGACGAAGAGAACAGCUACUACUCCAUCAGCCCAUCGGGCAGCAGUCGCUACGUGGUGGAGAUAUGAGCAGCAAAGCUGAGCGUAAAUAUAAUAUUUGCAGAGGGAAAUCACUUCUGAGGAUCUCUUUCCGUCGAAAGCAACCUGCAGGAGCGUGCAACUAAUGGAACUGCAAUCCCAAGGCCCCAACGCAUGGUAUUACGAUUAUGUUUGCAUAGAAACCAACUUCAACUUCAACCAAUC
Drosophila subobscura is the source of this 3998-nucleotide messenger RNA. RefSeq names its product actin cytoskeleton-regulatory complex protein PAN1 (gene PIP82). The record is from RefSeq and is a predicted model, not a curated record. Bases 246 to 3824 code for a protein of 1192 amino acids. NCBI's taxonomy places the organism in Eukaryota, Metazoa, Arthropoda, Insecta, Diptera, Drosophilidae. The transcript has 4 exons.